CUGAAAGAGGACAUAAUUUCAACAUGGCGGCCUCCAUGAGCACGAUUUAGUAUUACAUACUUUGUGCACAAAACAAAACUGUUCAAAACACACUUUAGUUGUAAAGUGUCUAUCUAUCCAGAGAACCAUGGCGUUAGCAGCAUUUUCAAGCGGCUGUCAACUGUUAAGAAGUUUAUGCAAGACGGUACCUGUCACUUACAUGGGAUGUCAACAACAGAGGAAUGCUGUUAAGUUGCGACGACGCUAUCCACCGCCAAUACCGAGUCUCAGAGGCAAACCCCACCGUGUCAAAACUAGUCACUACGUCUACGUCUUGGAAGCUGAUUCAAUGCAUGACCCAAAGCCAAAGCUACAGGUUAUCCUGACGGAAGAUGUUCCAAGGAUAGGUUCAAGAGGAGACAUCGUCGCUGUAGACAGGAGCAUGGCUCGCAACCGGCUCUUGGGCAAGAAUGUAGCCGUCUACGCCUCACCGGAAAACAUCAAAGAGUUUGCAUUGGAGAAACAGGAAAGGGAAAUGGAAGGCAGUCAAUUGUUGACGCCAACUGCUCUGAAGACGAUAGAAUAUCUGAAGAAAAGCCGAUUAACCUUAAGGAUUCGCUCCGUUCCCAUAUGGGACGUGCUUCCUAAAGAGGCUGUCAUCCAUGCAUUCGACAAACAUUUGGGUGUAGUUGUUGCCGACCAUGCUUUGGAAUUACCAGAAGAGCCCAUAACGGACUACGGUACAUACACUGUCAAGGUCACAGUCAACAAACUUGAAACUGUGCCCAUAGAGAUGGAUGUCAAACGUUACAUCAACAAAGGACAAAUGAAACGACUAGCUGCCAAAGCCGCAAAAGCCCCGCGGGAAAGUGCGGUCUUGGAUUGAACUGCGAUACCCCCAUCCCCACUCCGCUCACUGAAAACAGUUCCUCUCAAAAAAUUUAUAUGAAAUUAUUUGCUGGUUGUAAAAAGAUUAGGCUUUGCUGAUUAGAGCUGGACCCAAAGUCUCAGUUCAUGCUGUCACUGUAAAUUGACAGGGUCCCUAUUCAGUGGCGAAGACAAUGUAUGUAGCCAACUAUUGUACAGAGCAACUGCCGCACAAAGGAUUAUCUGAAUAAUAACUGGCUAAAUGUUUGCCAUUGAAUGGGGCGAGUGUGAGCAUACGGUGAUAGAUUGUUUGGACUGCUCUAUACUUGGUGACUCAGUCAGUCGCCUAAUCAGUCAGUCAGUGUUUCAAGUCAUUCAGGACAAUAGCCUGGUCCUUCAAAAACGUGUUAUCAAGGAACACGGUAUUCGCCAUUCAAGUUUGUGAAGUAAUUCAAGGCAUUUGCAGUCACAUGUUCAUAUUCGUAAACCGCAGUUUUGUUACAUCGUGCCAGUAAGUCAAAAAGAUAUAUGGUUGUAACUUACGUUGGGAGAAAGAAAUUAAAUCACUGAUAACUGAAGGUUUCGAUGUCAUUCCGGACCUAAGACUGACCGUUUGACGUUGCAGUUUCAUUUGCGAAAAGCUAGCAUGCCGGAGGGUUCCACACACGCAAUGCGAUAUUACCCUCAGUGUGUCAUGUGACAUGUAUUUUUAUUGUCCAGACACAUGACCAUCCUAGACCAAUGAAAUUACAGUAUCCAAGCAGAUGAUACAACAAAUAUAUUUAUUACAUACAAUCCCUUGUGUGAUAGGAGCAAUAUACACGUUCCAUACCUUCUAUAAAUGUACACUCAUAAAUGUGACUCAUAAAUCUGCAGUGCUUUUUCGCAGUUCAAAACAAUUUUGUAAAAGUUGUAAAAAAAAAAAUCUGAAGGCCAACCUCAUAUUUGAAAACCUUCUUGUUUUGGUAAAAUAUAUACUCAUUUUUGUGCACAAUGUGCAGUCCUAAUUUGUUCUACAUCUACCCCCAACCCCACCCCGCCCAAUUAACUCAUGUUUCAAUUUCUGUCUGAGAAACACUGAAAAUCAAAAGAAAAAUCAUAAAACCACUUAACAGAAGAAAGUGACAAGAAAAGAUUACACAAAGUACUCAAGGAUAUGUUUUGACUUUCCACAAUUAUAUAUGUGUCUUAGUACAAUCAUCUCAAUACUUUCAAUGAACAAACGCAAUUAUGUCUAAAUUGAAGAAGAAAAUACUAUAUUUUGAGGCACUAUAGAUCUCUCUCACAGGACGCCAUCUUCGUAGGAAAAUUACAACUGCGUAUUCAACGCCAUCAGGUGUGUGUGCGCGCAGUGUGCAAAAUGUUCUUAACACGCGCACAUGUUGCUUGAAAUUUUUCUGAAAUACGACACAAUUAUUGAUACCAAAUAAACAUCAUAGCCUUAUCUAUUUCCAACCUUUACUGUGGAAUAAAAAAUCUUUACAUAAGAGCAAUUUCAAAAGUCAUAUUUUCCAAAUGAAGUGUACAUAUAGCUAAAAAUAGAAAACAAUCUCAGAAAACAAUUAUUUUAAUAGCAUGCGAAAUAAAUACAAUUCUCGAUUUCAGGUUAAACAUGAGCAAUCAUAAUAUUUAGCGUUGACAUUUCUGAACUAAAAUCCUACAUUAGCAAAUGAAGAGUUUAAAGGUUAGAGCAAUAAAA
This is a messenger RNA of Patiria miniata (bat star), 2545 nucleotides long. It is a transcript of the gene mrpl9, whose product is annotated as 39S ribosomal protein L9, mitochondrial-like. Gene Ontology annotation, molecular function: structural constituent of ribosome. The record is from RefSeq and is a predicted model, not a curated record. The transcript is spliced from 7 exons. Lineage: Eukaryota; Metazoa; Echinodermata; Asteroidea; Valvatida; Asterinidae. Bases 128 to 865 code for a protein of 245 amino acids. Gene Ontology annotation, biological process: translation. Gene Ontology annotation, cellular component: ribosome; mitochondrion.